This is a messenger RNA of Candida tropicalis MYA-3404, 741 nucleotides long. RefSeq lists its product as uncharacterized. Lineage: Eukaryota; Fungi; Ascomycota; Pichiomycetes; Serinales; Debaryomycetaceae. The coding region runs from base 1 to 741 and encodes 246 amino acids. The transcript has a single exon. The record is from RefSeq and is a predicted model, not a curated record.
AUGUCAAACUCAGUAGCUGAAAAUGUCUUGGGGACAAUAGGGACCGUGUUAUGGUGUAUUCAACUUAUUCCCCAAGUUAUUAGGAACUAUAGGAAAAAGGAUUGUGAAGGUUUACCUCCACUGAUGAUGUUUUUAUGGGCUGCUAGUGGUGUUCCAUUUUCUAUUUAUUUCAUAGCUAUUGAUGGAUCCAUUCCUUUGAGAAUUCAACCACAGUUGUUUACGUUCUUCUGUACCAUUUCAUGGAUUCAAACAUUAUACUAUCCACCUAAAAAUGUCACACGCACCAGAUUGGCUGCUUAUGUGGGAUCUUUUAUUUUAAUUUCUGUUGGCCUAGAAGUGGGAUUGAUUUUAUGGCUAAGACCUUUGUAUAGAAGAGGAAUAGAAUGGCCAAUGUUGAUUAUUGGUAUUAUUGCUUCGGUGUUGUUAGCUGUUGGGCUAAUUCCUCCGUACUUUGAAUUGGCAAAACGCAAAGGAAGAGUUGUUGGUAUCAACUUUUUAUUUUUGAGCAUGGACUGCACAGGUGCUUUGUUUUCUAUGUUGAGUGUAUUAGUUGGUACUAUGGAUAUCAUGAGUAUCGUAUUGUAUGCCAUUGUGAUGGCUUUAGAGAUUGGUAUCUUCCUCAGUCAUGUUAUCUGGUGGUUGAGAAUUGGAAGAAAAGGCGAUACCGAAUCAAUUGAACUAGAAAAGCAUACCGAUAUUUCCAGCAAAGAAGACAUUAAGAAAGAUGAUGUGUCAGUGUAA